GGCGCUAAACCGCUACGAAAACAACACGCCUCGAUGCGGAAAAACCAGGAAGUGACUUGUUCUGCUCCUCGGCUUCGAAAAGAUGGAGCAAACUACAAGCGACCCUCGUCCAAAAAUAUUUACAUGCCAGGUGUGCGAGUUAAGCAGCCCCUUCACUUACCACGGCCAGAAACCACCAAACACCAGAGCCAUUGUGCUGCUUGAGGAGUGUUUUGUGACCCAGGACCCCUUCAGUCCGGACAGGGAAAAGUUUCUUGUUUUGGGUUCCGCCUGCAGCCUGUGCGACACACGUGUUUGUGUUGGGUCGGACUGCAGUCUUUUCUACACCAAGAGGUUCUGCAUGCGCUGCGUGAACAAGCACUUGGAGCAGUUCCCACGUCAGAUCCAGGCUGAGCUGGCUAAGAAGAAGCAGAGCUCCAAGUCAUCUGACAAGUAGAGGUCUAUGACAUACUCUCAAAAAGAGGAGGAAUGAGUCGGCCUCCAGUACCAGCUCUCUUCAUCAAAGCCAUACGGAACUAAACUCUACAAACGGCACAUGAAAACAUCCUGUAAUUUAUUGGCAUGGCUUUCAUUUUGGAUGGAAAAUUAACACCACACAUCAGAAUAAUACUAGAUCAUCCCUUUGUGCUAAAAAGGUUGUCAUUUUCUUCUACAUCUGUAUUUUUAGACGCAAGAAAAGGUCUCACUGAUUUCAUGUAGGUAAAAAGGUCCUACACUAGCUCUCGCUUUCUAAUUAAACAACUCCCUAAAACGGUUCAAAAUAAUGCUAAUAUCUCAUGUGAAGGAUGAUGAAUUUGACCGUUCACUAUUUUCCAAGUUGCUGGGUAACUGAUUUAAAAAAAUAAGAGACGGCUUCACUGCCCUUUGCAGAGUGAAAAACAUAUAAUUCACAAUGUUACUUUUGUUCCUCAUUAAUAAUGCCUGUUUUGGAAUAUUUUAAACACCCAUUUUAUAUUAGAAAAGGAAAAAUACUACCCAUAUUAUUACACUUUAGCAACACAUGGAAACAUUCCCAUUUACGGAAGUAAUUAUCUCUAACUAAGGACAUCCUUUUUAUGGGUGCAUUUAUGGGCAAACGUUGCACUGCUAACUUCUGUGAAGUUGAAACAUUGUCAUUUCUGUUCAUUCUGAAGCUAUAAAAAAUACACACAGUGA
Molecule: messenger RNA, 1155 nt
Organism: Gasterosteus aculeatus aculeatus (three-spined stickleback)
Lineage: Eukaryota; Metazoa; Chordata; Actinopteri; Perciformes; Gasterosteidae
Gene: cdpf1
Product: cysteine rich DPF motif domain containing 1
Source: RefSeq, a predicted model, not a curated record